AUGACCAAUGAAUCCCCCUCACUGUAAACCACGCAUUAACAAACACACUGCGGAGUUAAUCGCCGCAAGUUAGGAGGGAAGAGUAUUUACCGCUUAGUGUGUAUAUAUUUAUUUCCCUACAGCUGUGACAUCGCGUUUUCUUUUUUUUUUUCUUUUUUAUCUCUGCCCGCCUCUGCCUCCGCCUCCAGCCGCACACAACCGAGACAAAGCUCCCUCCGACCGCCACAUCUGCUCCACAGCCACCAUGGGUCCCGGAGGAGGCUUGUUCCCGACGCUGCUGCUCACCUUCCUCUUUCUGCUGGGCCUCCAUCACUCCUCGGGUUUCUGGAUCGUCAACGUCGUCUUCCCUCCCAACGCCAAAACCAACCAAGUGCCAAUCAACAGCACCCCGCCUCUCAUCAUUGUGCCGGGAAACUUGGGGAACCGUCUGGAAGCCAAGAUAAACAAGCCCACGUUGGUCCACUGGAUGUGCUACAAGAGGACAGAGACGUGGUUCCCCCUGUGGAUCGACCUCAACAUGUUCAUGCCGAUAGGUGUGGACUGCUGGAUCGAUAACAUACGGCUUGUUUACAACAGGACCACUCGGCGGGCGUCCAACUCACCGGGGGUGCAGGUGCAGGUGCCAGGAUUUGAAACUUAUUCCAUAGAGUUUCUUGACUACAACAAACUUACUGGUUACUUCUACACGAUGGUGCAACAUCUGGUCAACGUGGGCUACGUCCGAAACGAGACCGUCCGCGGGGCGCCGUACGACUGGAGGUUAACGCCAAACGAGAAUGGAGAGUACUUCACCAAGCUGCAAGACCUGGUUGAGGAGAUGUACAGCCAGUACCAGCAGCCUGUCUACCUGCUGGGACACAGCAUGGGCGGCCACUACGCCCUCUACUUCCUCAACCACCAGUCCCAGGCCUGGAAGGACAAGUACAUCAGGGGCUUCAUUUCCCUCGGGGCACCGUGGGGGGGAGCUGUGAAAGCACUUCGAGUCCUGGCUUCAGGUGAAAACGACGGCAUCCCCAUGAUUUCCAACAUAAAGAUCCGAGAGGAGCAGAGGAUGGCGAUGACUAACCCCUGGAUGCUGCCGUCCGAGGAGAUCUGGCCAAAGGACCACGUGUUCAUCUCCACACCGACCAAGAACUACACCAACCGGGACUACGAGCGCUUCUUCAAUGACAUUAGCUUCGAGGAUGGCUGGCACAUGUGGGAGGACACCAAGAACCUCACAGGUGAUCUCCAGCCGCCCGGGGUCGAGGUGUGGUGCAUGUACGGCGUGGGGCUGCCGACCCCCAUCACGUACGUUUACGACGAGGAGUUUCCGAACGGGGACCCGGUGGACUUUGUUUACGCUGACGGGGACGACACGGUGGACAGCUUCAGCAUGAGUCAGUGCAAACGCUGGGUGGGGAAACAGGAGAAGCCCGUCCACGUGACGGAGUUCAGAGGGCUGGCCCACCUGGACAUCGUGUUCCACAACAAGGUGCUCAGCCAGAUCCAGGACAUCCUGGAGGGCAAAUCAGACACGCCCAAAGAGGUAGACGUCAGAUUAGAAUAAACAGAGUGCCUGGUUCUUACACAUCUUUGUGUCACUUUAAAUAUCAAACAAAAACAUACAUUAGUACCUCCUGUUUUUAUCAAGCUAGUGCAACAGCUUCAAAUCAAUCUGGACUGGAGGAGGAGAAUCUAACCCUCGUAUCUAAACUGAAGGCUGACUACUUGACAGUGUGGCUUUGACUCUGAUCUGUUUACUUAUAUUUCAACAAUGGGGAUUUUUUUUUUCUUCUGAUAGCAAUUAUAACAUAACUUAGUGGUAAUCCUGUGAAAAAAAACUGUAACAAUCACAAUAAUUACAAACAAAGUGUAUUUUAUGUUCAUGUAUGUUGUGUCGUUUUAUGCCAAGGUCCUGUUACAUCAUCAUUUAACAGAUAGUUACUGUCUAUGUUAUAAUUAUAAUGUUUCCUUGAGGAUUAAUAUAUUUUUUGAAAUCAGCACACUAAGUAUUUUAUUUGACGAUAUUAAUUACUUUUUCCUCUGUCAUGCAACCUGCACACACGUAUGGAAGAGGAUUAGACUGACUAAAAAAGUUUUAUGAAGGUUGAGACUUUUUUUUCCUCUAAAUUCUCAGAGAAAAAAAAGAAAGAAUUCUGAGAUUAAGUAAAACUUCUGACUUUAUUUUAUUUUAUUUUUUUUCUCAAAAUUCAGAGAAAAAAAAAAGUCAAUUUUGUUUAACGUGCAAAUUUGGACCGUGUAAAUCUGUACAAAAUCUAAAUUUGACUUAUAAAUCCAAAAUCUUACUUUAUCUCUAGAUUCCAAGAGGAAAAAUAUGUUUAUGUUGAAAAAAAACCCCAAAAUAUUUUGAGACAAAAAUUCUAAUUCCUAUGCCUAUAAUCUCUGAAAAAUAUGUAUGAGAAAAAGUCAAAUCUCGAUGAAAGUUUGAAGUUGAAAGAAUUAAGUUGAAAAAAAAAACAUUUGGAGGUGGAGAAAAGUCACAACUUCUAGUUUUAUUUUGUUUUUGUUUUGUUUUUUUUUGUUUUUUUACAGUGCAAUAAUCAUUUUCCACACAUGGAAACCAAUGACAUGUAAUAAUAUAUUUGCAGUACUGUUAAUAAAAACAUUAUUAAAUGUGUCCAGUUGAAAUAAAACAUCUGAUGUGUCA
Molecule: messenger RNA, 2650 nt
Organism: Mugil cephalus (flathead mullet)
Lineage: Eukaryota; Metazoa; Chordata; Actinopteri; Mugiliformes; Mugilidae
Gene: lcat
Product: lecithin-cholesterol acyltransferase
Biological process (GO): lipid metabolic process
Molecular function (GO): phosphatidylcholine-sterol O-acyltransferase activity
Source: RefSeq, a predicted model, not a curated record